Messenger RNA from Aspergillus alliaceus, 1347 nucleotides. RefSeq lists its product as uncharacterized. The record is from RefSeq and is a predicted model, not a curated record. The coding region runs from base 542 to 844 and encodes 100 amino acids. The transcript has a single exon. Lineage: Eukaryota; Fungi; Ascomycota; Eurotiomycetes; Eurotiales; Aspergillaceae.
AAAAUGGCCUUAUUCUAACAGAACGCAGCUGACGAGAAGGGAUCCUUUUGGAGGCAGCUAUCAUCUCAGAUUCAUUCAAAGAGACAACAGAAGGAUGACCUAUCACCCAAAAUGUCACUCGAGAUUACAUCUGACAGGCUGUCUGAAUUACAAACAAGCGGUAUUAGGUGACAAGUCUUUUCUCAAAAUUUUGUCUGAAGCGAUGACAUAUAUCUCCCCUUUGUUGCUCAAAGUCCUCCCUGCUGAUCAUCCAUUAUAGCUGGCUUGCAUUAAAUGGGUGUCUCAAGGACAGUCAAUGACCAUUGCCUUGGGAGGCCUUUUGGUAAUGGCUUUGAGUACAAAGGCCAGAUCAGACCCCGCUGUCUGUCACCUGAGAAGACGCUUCGCGCUGGGCGUUGUCUGAGGCAGCGUUUAUGUUGGACGAGUCUACAUUGUAGCCUCCACCAGGAGGGCAUUGAAACAACCCCAUCAUAGCUUAGAUAAGCCAAAUACUAAACAAGAAAGUCAUCCAGCACGGGCAAAACCAUUGGGUUUGUCGAGUAUGCCGGUCCCACCAGGACCAUGUUCUCGACCACUCUGUGCAAUUCACUGGCUCCUUUAUCUCGCUUCGGUAGAGCAUACAACCUCAGCUGCUAAAAAACUAAAGGUAUCCAUCACCCACAAUGUACAACCGCAAGCACUGUUCUUAGCCCAGUGUUGUAUGCUGGACUAUAGUUAUCCAUCCAUACAUGCCUUGGCCCCGUUCCUCCAAUCCCACUCAAAAUAUCUGACCCAUCCUAUAUCAAAAUGUGGCGGAGUCAUGAAUCUCUGUUGCCUGUUGUACUUGCAUUACGAAUACUUAUGAGCUUUUGGAAAGCUCGCGCAACUUCCACACGCACAUACUGGCCCCUGGUAAUUUGACUCCGCCCCACUAUUAAUCACGCUGGAAGAGGGCUGUGUCAUCCGGCCGAUGCACGUCUCGUGCAUCACUAGCGUCUGUCUCCACAGAUCUGCAUUGUGCAGCUGAAGACUGAUGUCAUUGAGUAUGUUCCAGAAGAAUUUGUUUAGAGGCCGAGUAAGGUGCAGCAGAAAUAAGGCGCGAGCCUGGUAGGGGUUAGGAAUUUAGAGGCCCACAAAUAAGUUAUGUCAGCUUGAGCUUCGAAGCUGAAAUAUGCUGUUGUCAAAAGGUGCUUGAUCGUUUUUGGCCAAGGACAGUUCCAUUUUGUUGAUCGUAUCAAAGGCAAAAGUGCUUCGUCGGCUGGAUAGGACAGGGGGAGGUAAAUUCUAGUAGUAUGGAUGUUCAUGUGGAUUCGAGAUUUUGUUUGGACAUAUUGUGCGGAGUAUUUAUCCCCGGGUUCAUGGGCGAAG